AAAGCCACUUCCAGUCUCAGAGUCAGACCCACCACUCCUCUCCCUUUCUUCCUCUACCUACAAAGCCACCAGUCCACCUCCUCCUACUCCAUUCAUGGUUCAUCUCCAUCCCCAUUAAUUCCUCCCCUCACUCCAUCACUCCCAUGUCAAGCUCCAGGAAACCCAAGACUCCCAUCCUCCUCUUCUUCCUCUUCCUUCUCGCCAGCCUCGCCUUCUCCCAAGAGUUCACCUACAAGGGCUUCAGCGCCAGUGGCCGCGGCGGGAGCCCGAACCUGAACCUGAACGGCACGUCGGCAACCGAGAUCUUGCCCAGCGGCAUCCUCCGCCUCACCAACGAGACGUCCCGGCUCUUCGGACACGCCUUCUACCCGACCCCGCUGCGCUUCCUGGACCAGAAGAACGGCACCGCCGUGUCCUUCUCCACGCAGUUCGCCUUUACCGUGGUGCCCGAGUUCCCGACGCUCGGCGGCCACGGCUUCGCGUUCGUCGUCGCGCCCGACCCGCGCAUGUCCGGUGCGCUGCCCAGCCAGUACCUGGGCCUACUCAGCGCCGCCGACGUCGGCAACGCCACCAACCACCUCUUCGCCAUCGAGUUCGACACCGUGCAGGACUUCGAGUUCGACGACGUCAACGGCAACCACGUCGGCGUCGACCUCAACAGCCUCAUCUCCAACGCGUCCGCCAAGGCCGACCCUUUGAACCUCAAGUCCGGGGACACCACCGCCUGGGUCGACUACGACGGCGCCGCCAGGUUGCUUAACGUCUCCAUCGCCAACGGCACGUUGGGGAAGCCCACCACGCCGCUCAUCUCCUUCCGCGUCGACCUCUCUGGGAUCUUCCGCGAGCAGAUGUACGUCGGCUUCUCGGCGUCCACGGGAGUCCUCGCGAGCUCGCACUACCUCAGGGGUUGGAGCUUUCGCCUCGGCGCCGGCGCCGCGCCGGCGCUGGAUCUCUCGUCCCUGCCGUCGCUGCCCCAGCUCAAGAGCUCCAAGAACCGGACCUCGCUCAUCCUCGCCGUCGCGUUCUCGGCGUUCGUGGCGCUCGUCGUGCUCGCCGGCGCCGGCGCGUACGGUGCGUACCGGUACAAGAACCGCGACAUCAUCGAGCCGUGGGAGCUGGACUACGGCCCGCAUCGGUUCAAGUACGCCGAACUCCGCCGCGCGACGCGCGGGUUCCGCGAGCGCGAGGUGCUCGGAUCCGGCGGUUUCGGCAAGGUGUACCGCGGCGUGCUCCGGAAAUCCGGCGAGACCGUGGCCGUGAAGCGCGUGAACCACGAGUCCCGGCAGGGCCUCCGCGAGUUCGUGGCGGAGAUCGCGUCUAUCGGCCGGCUCCGCCACCGCAACCUGGUCCAGCUCCAGGGCUGGUGCCGCCGCCGCGGCGACCUUCUCCUCGUCUACGACUACAUGCCCAACGGCAGCCUGGACCGCCACCUCUUCGGCGACCACCUCAAAGCGUCGCGCCUGACCUGGCCGGUCCGCUACCGCAUCCUCCGCGACGUCGCGUCGGCGCUGCUGUACCUGCACGAGGGAUGGGAGAGCGUCGUCCUCCACCGCGACGUCAAGGCCAGCAACGUGCUCCUCGACGCCGACAUGUCGGCGCGGCUCGGCGACUUCGGUCUCGCCAAGCUCCACGAGCGCGGGACCAACCCGAGCACGACGCGCGUGGUGGGCACCCUGGGGUACCUGGCUCCCGAGCUGACGCGGACGGGGAAGGCCACGACGGCUGCCGACGUGUUCGCGUUCGGUGCCCUGGUGCUGGAGGUGGUGGCCGGGCGGCAUCCCAUAGAGCCCCGCGCGCCGCCCGAGGAGCUGGUGCUGGCCGAGUGGGCGUGGGAGCGGUACGCGGCGGGGGAGGUGGAGAAGGUGGUGGACGCCCGGCUCGCCGGCGCGUACGACUUCGCGGAGGCCGCCGCGGCCGUGAAGGUGGGGCUGUGGUGCUCGCACCCGGCGCCGGCGACGCGGCCCACCAUGCGGGAGGUGGCGAGGUACCUUGACGGCGGGGAUGCCAGCGAGGUGCCGGAGCCUCCUCCCCCGCCUCCCAUGCCGCCGGCAUACUCUGGCGAGGUCGGGUUCGACGAUUUCGUGCACUCGUACCCGUCGUCGUCGUUCGAGCGCGCCGCCGCAGCUGGCGGCGGCUGGGACGGCGGGACCCAGAUGUCGGUCGCCACGUUCCCCUUCUCGUCUCUGUCCAUGCGGUCAUCUCACGUCAGCACGUGAUGCAUCGAAAUUCCUGGGCCCGCUUGCCAGUAAGAUGACGACUUCGUCAAACAUAAUAGUGUGACCUUGGAGCUAACUUGUUUAUAUCUGAGCUGUCUAUUCUUUUACUGCACUCAGUAACGGCAAAUGGCUGAGUGACAGUUGGUAGCCUCUUAUUUAAUCUUUUUCUUUGGAGUUUUUGAGGAGUGUUUGGUUCGAAAUUAAGUAUAUGUAAAAUCGAAUUUUGAAGGGUAAGGAUAAGUAUUAAAUAUAGUCUAAUU
This is a messenger RNA of Zea mays, 2476 nucleotides long. RefSeq names its product lectin-like receptor kinase 7. Lineage: Eukaryota; Viridiplantae; Streptophyta; Magnoliopsida; Poales; Poaceae. The coding region runs from base 144 to 2216 and encodes 690 amino acids. The record is from RefSeq and is marked validated. Gene Ontology annotation, molecular function: protein kinase activity; ATP binding; carbohydrate binding. Gene Ontology annotation, biological process: protein phosphorylation. The transcript has a single exon.